This is a messenger RNA of Trametes versicolor FP-101664 SS1, 1095 nucleotides long. RefSeq lists its product as uncharacterized. Bases 74 to 1027 code for a protein of 317 amino acids. The record is from RefSeq and is a predicted model, not a curated record. NCBI's taxonomy places the organism in Eukaryota, Fungi, Basidiomycota, Agaricomycetes, Polyporales, Polyporaceae. The transcript is spliced from 4 exons.
GCUACCUUCUCCUCCUGUGCGCACUCUGCGCGGGAUCUGCGACGCCGCGCUCUGCUCACGCACGAUCAUCGAUAUGAGCACGUCCACGCUCGCGCGGUUCCUGUCGGAAAACUACGGCGCGAUCAAGGCGCGCUAUCCUGGUGCGGGCAGGCGCAGGUGGAGACUCGCCGUGGCAGAGCUCUUCUGGGCUCUGCCCGCGGAGCAAAAGGCCUUGAUCAGUCAAAAUCCCCUCCUCGCGGACACCAUCGAAGAAGCCGACUUCAACACAGAUGACGAUCCCGCCGACGGCAUCUCCGACGACGCCCCCGGCCUCGGCGUCCUCCUCCGGGCGGACUACACGGACGAGGGUGCCUGGGCAGCGUUCUACGCCAAACUGCAGGAAGCAGAAGCAGAAUUUGCAGCCGACGCGUCACAAGAUGCACAGGCGGACACGCACGGCGAGGCACCAUCCGCCGCUCAGGGCGCAGCAUCAUCUUCGACCGAUGCUGGGGGCGACACCGCGAUGGUCGACGAAGUCGAAGACGCAGAUGCAGACGCAGACGCAGACGCAAACGAUGCAGACGACGACGAUGACGACGGCGGUGCGCCGAUAUUCGCUGUGAUCAACGCGGCCACACCCGCCGAGCAAGCCCGUUUCUCCGGCCUCUCAAACAUCGCCGCUCUGCGGCUGUUCAACGACGUCGACGUGCGCCGCGCGCCUGCCCCGCCGCAGGGCACACGGCGUAUCAAGCCGCCCAACCGCCUCGUCGACCACGACGGCUGGCAAGAGAUAUACUCGGGCAAGACGGUGUGGGUCUACGACGCGCGCUCGAACCAGGACCAGUGCGUGCGGCUUGUGAGCCAGGCGAGCGCGGCUAUGUAUGGCACGGCAACCGCCGACAGCUGGCGCGCGCGUGUCGGCCACAUCUGCGAGCUGCAGGUGAAUUUGGCGGCUGGGGCGCUGUCGAUCGACUUCGGCGGGCUCGACCGGUGGGACUACGACGAGCGGGCGCGGAACCUGCGCGAGGCCCUGCAGCUGUCGCAAUAAUAACGGUGUCAGUUUAACACUUAUGCAAUGCAAAUCUGUAUCUGUACCUCACUCAAGGUACCCACGGG